Solenopsis invicta (red fire ant) is the source of this 3068-nucleotide messenger RNA. RefSeq lists its product as uncharacterized. Gene Ontology annotation, molecular function: odorant binding; olfactory receptor activity. The record is from RefSeq and is a predicted model, not a curated record. Gene Ontology annotation, cellular component: plasma membrane. Bases 181 to 2529 code for a protein of 782 amino acids. The transcript is spliced from 11 exons. Gene Ontology annotation, biological process: detection of chemical stimulus involved in sensory perception of smell; sensory perception of smell. Lineage: Eukaryota; Metazoa; Arthropoda; Insecta; Hymenoptera; Formicidae.
UAGUUGGUGUAUAAUUAUGAUUGAUCGAGGGAGAACCUGCGCGCUUUACCGUCUCUCCCUACGAUUAUUCGCAGAGCGGCGUUCACAUUGCGCGUUUUACUGGACGAAGUUUACGUGCGCUACGGUGCAUUGACAUCUCGCUAGCCAUCGGUUCGUAACGUUCGAUUGUCGCAGGGAACAAUGAAGCGCGUAAGCACCAUCAGUCUGCCGGUCGAAAUCGGCCUCCAUUUCAUCAGCAUGUGGCCGGAUUCGACUUAUGCGUCUCUUUUAAUGUAUAUGACGUUAAUAGUGACAGUGCAGUAUUAUCAGUACGCGUAUGUCGUUGCGCAUUUUGACUUGAACAAUAUCCCGCUUCUCAUGGACUGUCUCGGUCUUACCCUGGCGCAUUCUCUCUGCCUUCUCAAGCUCUCCACCUUAUGGUGGAACCGCCGGACAUUUUAUUAUAUUGUAAAAACGAUGGAUGAGGAUUGGAAAGAGCGCAAUGUCAAUGACUUUUACGCGUCUACGAUGGUGGGCAUGGCGAAUCUGUCGCGUCGUUGCUCCAUCGCGAUGAUCAGUUUCAAUGCUUUUGGUGCCUUUUUCUUUACAAUCGGUGAGCACAUGCUUCAUUCGUUGGUCGCUAACAAAGGUGAUCAUAAACCUCGAGUACUCCCUCUAAAAAUGCAAGUCCCUUUUGAUGUUAGCAAGUCUCCAAUUUUUGAGUACUUCUUACUUGGACAAUUUCUUUAUGAAGUGGUGCUGGCUUCUGUAGUUGCUAUGAUUAAUUCGUUACUCGUCUCAUUGAUACUUCAUGUAAGCGGUCAGAUUGAUAUUAUGCGACAAGAAAUAAAUGAAAUUUCUCAUGGCAAAUACGAUUCCAGUACAUUUUUAAUGGAUAUCAAAGGCCUCAUUUGCAAGCACCAGAAGAUUAUUACUCUAUCAAAAAAAAUCGAGAGCUUAUUUACUUAUAUUGCGUUAAUGCAACUCUUAUGGAAUACUUUAAUCAUCUGCUGCUCUGGCUUCAUGCUUAUACUUGGUCUCAGUAAUAAUAAAGAAGCAAUGGUUUUAAUAAAAACAGCAUUCCUUUAUUUUGCAAAAGCGUUAGAAGUCUUCGUGUUUUGCUACGCAGGAGAGUUCUUAAGCUACAAGAAUAAAUCGAUUUGCGACGCAGUAUAUGAGUCGCUUUGGUACAACUUGAUGCCAUCCAACUGUCGAGUUUUAUUGGUCAUAAUGAUAAGAUCGCAAAAGCAGUUGACAAUCACCGCGGGGAAAAUUCUUGAUCUCACUCUGGAUGGAUUUAUGAGUGUCAUGAAAGCUUCUGCGUCGUAUAUGUCAGUAAUACAUCCAUCGGUUCGUAACGUUCGAUUGUCGCAGGGAACAAUGAAGCGCGUAAGCACCAUCAGCCUCCCGAUCGAAAUCGGCCUCCGUUUCAUCGGCAUGUGGCCGGAUUCGGCUUACGCGACUCUCUAUUGGUUAAUUUAUAUGGCGACAAUGGUGAUAGUGCAGUAUUAUCAGUAUGCAUAUGUCGUUAGGCAUUUUGACUUGAGCGAUAUCCCGCUUCUCAUGGACUGUCUCGGUCUUACCCUGGCGUAUACUCUCGCCUUUCUCAAGCUCUUUGCCUUAUGGUGGAACCGCCGGACAUUUUAUUAUAUUGUAAAAGCGAUGGAUGAGGAUUGGAAAGAGUGCAAUGUCAAUGACUCUUACGCGUCUACGAUGGUGGGCAUGGCAGAUCUAUCGCGUCGUUGCUCCAACGUGAUGAUCAGUAUCAACGCAUUAGCUGCCUUUUUCCUUUCAAUCGGCGAGCACAUGCUUCAGUCGAUGGGCGAUGCUAAUAAAGUUGAUAAUAAUCCUCGAGAACUCCCUAUAAAAAUGGAAUUUCCUUUUGAUGUUAGCGAAUCUCCAAUUUUUGAGUGCUUCUUAAUUGGGCAAUUUCUUUAUGAACUGGUGCUCGCUUCUAUAGUUGGUAUGAUGAAUGCGUUACUCGUCUCAUUGAUACUUCAUGUAAGUGGACAGAUUGAUAUUAUGCGACAAGACAUAAAUGAAAUUUCUUAUGGCAAAUACGAUCCCAGCGCAUCUUUAAAUGUUAUCAAAGGCCUCAUUUGCAAGCACCAAAAGAUUAUUACUCUAUCAGAAAACAUCGAGAGCUUAUAUACUUAUAUUGCGUUAAUGCAACUCUUAUGGAAUACCUUGGUCAUCUGCUGCACUGGUUUUGUGAUUAUAAUCACUAUUGGUACCAACGAUAGUGGUACAACUUCGAUCAAAUCUGUGAGUUUUUAUAUGGCAAUUACUCUAGAAGUUUUCAUACUCUGCUUUGCCGGAGAAUUUUUGAGCGCCAAGAGUAGGUCAAUUAGCGAUGCGGUGUAUGAGUCACUUUGGUACGACAUGCCGCCGACAAAUAGCCGCAUUUUAUUGUUUGUAAUAUUAAGAUCGCAAAAACGACUGACGAUUACUGCCGGAAAAGUUGUUGAUUUGACUUUGGAAGGAUUUACAAGCGUAAGACAUUACAUUAUAAAUUAUAUUAUACGACAUGCUGGAUCAUCUAUUUUUUAGUUUGUACAACUUUUUAGAUUAUGAAGGCAUCAGCUUCUUAUGUAUCUGUAUUAAACGCGAUGUACUGAGUUCUAAGUAACAUUUGUCAAUUGCUAUAUAUACACUCACUGUUGCCUUAGCCGCAAUAAUUUUGUCAGGCAAUCGUUAUUUUUUAUCUAAAUAAAAUUACACAUGUUACAAAAGAAGGCAUAAGAUUACUUCGGUAUAAAUUAUCCUUUAUGAAUUAAAUGGAUAAUUAUUUUUAUAUGGUAACUAAUCUAUUUCUAUUUAACUUCUCUGUGAAAUAUUGAUUUUUUUGUUUUAAUUUUUUAUAUCUUAGUUAUUAAUAUACUGUCAAUUAAAAUAUUUCAGAUGUAAAGAGGAGGUGUACGAACAUAUACUUCAAUGAUUGAUCCAUGUUUGUAACAUAUGUAUGUUUAUAAAUCUUUUGUUCCAAAUAUCGCCGAUGCACCCACUAAAGUCUUGAUUUAUGUCUUUUCUUUUUCAUUUUAAUAUAAGUAUGUAAUUAUUAUUCAAGUAAUAUAUACUGUACUAUUAUA